Molecule: messenger RNA, 543 nt
Organism: Benincasa hispida (wax gourd)
Lineage: Eukaryota; Viridiplantae; Streptophyta; Magnoliopsida; Cucurbitales; Cucurbitaceae
Source: RefSeq, a predicted model, not a curated record
AUGGCCUUUGGUCCACUGUUGGACGUAGAUCUUGUAUUUAAUGGGCAACUAUUUCACUAUCUUCUGUUGAAGGAGGUAAUAGAUGCAAACCCAGAUGUUAUAUCAUUUAACAUAUUGGGGAAGAAGGUAACAUUCUCCCAAGACGAUUUUAAUCUGAUAACUGGGUUGUGGCCGACCAAGGAAAUUAUAGAAAGAGAAACAAGCGGUGAAAGACUACGACAACUCAUUCUUGGAAUGAAGAACCCAAAUGAUAAGGAUAGUUCUUGUAAGGACGUGGAGAAUGCGUUUGAGAAGUUCACUUUUACAAACGAAGAAGAUGCCGUCAAGGUUGCAUUGGCAUUGUUCAUCGAAAUGGUGAUGAUUAGAAAAGACAAGAAAAUUCAAUUUGAUUUGAAGACAUUUGGGAUUGUUGAUGACCCUGAAGUCUUUAGACAUUAUGACUGGUCGUCCGCCUUUUUCAAACAUACCUUGAAUAGCACGAAGUCUAUCAUGCGCGGGAAGAAUAAGGCACAUGAGACAAAGAAAGCAGAAAAUGCUCAUUAG